This is a messenger RNA of Hirundo rustica (Barn swallow), 741 nucleotides long. RefSeq names its product BARX homeobox 1 (gene BARX1). The record is from RefSeq and is a predicted model, not a curated record. Gene Ontology annotation, cellular component: nucleus. Gene Ontology annotation, molecular function: DNA-binding transcription factor activity, RNA polymerase II-specific; RNA polymerase II transcription regulatory region sequence-specific DNA binding. The transcript is spliced from 4 exons. Gene Ontology annotation, biological process: regulation of transcription by RNA polymerase II. The coding region runs from base 1 to 741 and encodes 246 amino acids. Lineage: Eukaryota; Metazoa; Chordata; Aves; Passeriformes; Hirundinidae.
AUGCAGCACCCGCUGGAAUUGGGCGCCGCGCGCUACUUCCCGGCCGAAGCCUUCCCCGACCACCGCUCCCACCGCUACCGCAGCUUCAUGAUCGAGGAGAUCCUCACCGACCCCCCGGACGCCAAGGGGGCCGCGCCGGCCGGGGAGCUGCUCAAGUUCGGGGUGCAGGCGCUGCUCUCCGCCCGGCCCUACCACAACCACCUCGCCGUGCUGAAGGCGGAGCCGGCCGCCGUGUUUAAGUUCCCGCUGGCUCCCCUGGGCUGCUCGGGGCUGGGCUCGGCGCUGCUGGCCGCCGGCUCGGGGCUGCAGGGCGGCUCCGCCUCGCCGCAUCUGCCGCUGGAGCUGCACCUCCGCGGGAAGCUGGAGCCGGGCCCCCCGGAGCCGGGCAAGGCCAAGAAGGGCCGCCGCAGCCGCACCGUGUUCACCGAGCUGCAGCUCAUGGGGCUGGAGAAGCGCUUCGAGAAGCAGAAAUACCUCUCCACGCCCGACAGAAUAGACCUGGCCGAAUCGCUGGGGCUCAGCCAGCUCCAGGUGAAAACCUGGUACCAGAACAGGCGCAUGAAAUGGAAGAAAAUAGUGUUGCAGGGGGGCGGCCUGGAGUCCCCCACCAAGCCCAAGGGCCGCCCGAAGAAGAACUCGAUCCCCAGCAGCGAGCAGCUCUCGGAGCAGGAGCGCGCCCGGGACGCCGAGAAGCCGCCCGAGAGCCUGGGCUCGCCGGCCGAGGUCAGCCAGGAGGAGUGA